AUGUUGGAGUACCACCUCCCACGCCGGGGCCGCCCACCCUCCACAUCUCUCGGCUCGGCGCUUCAUCUUUCUGCUUCUGCUCUCAGACAUCGUGUUGCUCGGCAGACCGCCAGAACGACCUCAAAGGACCAAUCGCCAGGCACAUUUUUCGUCUACAAAACAAUGAACGAUAUUUGGAACGACCAGCCUAGAAUUCAAGGCCACCUCGACUUGAGCAAUUAUGUCAAGCCGGGAGUUGGCCGCAAGACCCAUCGUGAAGUAGUGCGUUCUGUAGAGCUCGAGUUCAAGUUGCAAGACGAGUAUAACAGACGCUAUGCCGGCUACAGAUUUCCCAAAACAAAGAAACGGCAGCACGAUGACGACGAUGAGUUUGAGAGAACCCGCAGCUUUCCUGCCAUUGGUGGCGGCUGGAAGCCAAACCUGAUCCAUGCUACUUACUCAGAUAGCAAGCCGCCAUACUACAAGUUCUUUGGCUACAUCGACAACGUCCCCAAAGAAUCUUGUUUCGGGCGCAUCAACUUUAGACUCAGAAAGGCCUGGAACAGAGGCCCCAACCGGAAAAAGCCCAGGAGGGCUAGCGACGAAGACUCCACCAGGGAGGAGACUAGUCCAGACGGCCUGAGUCGAAGCUCGCAAGAGGACCCAGAUUAUAGGCCACCUCGGCAGUUCCAAGAGCAAUACCAGCACCAAGAAGGACUGUCACGUCUGCACCACCAGCAUCUCCAUCAUCAGCAUCACCAGUAUCCUCAGCUUUAUCAACCCCAACAACACUAUCUGCACUAUCAGCACCAGCAACACCAGCCAUUGGUCUUUGAGAGCACCGUUCACUUCAACCAGACCCAUCUCCAAGCCCAGCAGGCCAGCGCCCAGGCGAAGCUCCAACAGGCACGAAUCGAGGCCCAGGAUGUGCUCAUGUACCCUGAGGACCGGUACUCAGAGAGGCAAUACGGCCAUUAUAGUUAUUGA
Molecule: messenger RNA, 966 nt
Organism: Candidozyma auris
Lineage: Eukaryota; Fungi; Ascomycota; Pichiomycetes; Serinales; Metschnikowiaceae
Exons: 1
Coding region: 1-966 (321 amino acids)
Source: RefSeq, a predicted model, not a curated record